Penicillium daleae is the source of this 522-nucleotide messenger RNA. RefSeq lists its product as uncharacterized. The transcript is spliced from 3 exons. The coding region runs from base 1 to 522 and encodes 173 amino acids. NCBI's taxonomy places the organism in Eukaryota, Fungi, Ascomycota, Eurotiomycetes, Eurotiales, Aspergillaceae. The record is from RefSeq and is a predicted model, not a curated record.
AUGAAGUUUACCAUUCUCUUCCAUGCCCUCCUCGUGGCUAUCCUCAGCCAUCUCGCCUUUGCAUCUGCCAUCGAGCGAUCAUCGGGAUUGACAGCACGCGACGACACCAAUGGCACGGUGUCCACUCCCUACGGUGACGUCGUUAGCUCAUUCCUACCUGAUGGAAAGCACAAGAUCGAGUUCUUCAGCGACGGUGUUCUCGAAGUGACCGCUCUUGAGCGCGAGGACGGCGGCGUCUCCUUCUACGAUGUCGACGGCAAGGAGAUCAACAUGGACGAACUGAAUGAAGAUGAUGAUGCUCUUGAGAAGAGAGUGUCUAAGUGGAAGCUGGCCAUAAAGUUUGCCAAGUUGAUUGCCAAGUACGGCAAGAAAGCGUGGAAUUAUAUCUAUUGCGUUGGCACGGCGCCCUUCUGGAGGUGCGGUGAUGAGUUCCUUGACUGCGCUUCUGCUGGUCGCGCCCCGUGGAAUUGUUAUGAGGGUGGCCUUUGUGUCGGUAUGAAGGUCUACAAGCACUGCAAGUAG